Molecule: messenger RNA, 2930 nt
Organism: Eublepharis macularius
Lineage: Eukaryota; Metazoa; Chordata; Lepidosauria; Squamata; Eublepharidae
Gene: ANAPC4
Product: anaphase promoting complex subunit 4
Exons: 29
Coding region: 103-2499 (798 amino acids)
Biological process (GO): anaphase-promoting complex-dependent catabolic process; protein K11-linked ubiquitination; positive regulation of mitotic metaphase/anaphase transition
Cellular component (GO): anaphase-promoting complex; nuclear periphery
Molecular function (GO): protein binding
Source: RefSeq, a predicted model, not a curated record
GCUGUCGGCUCGGCGCCGGGGAGGGCCCGGCUCAGCCUGCGGGAGCCGUCGAGGAGGCGGGCCGGGAGGAAAGAGGCGCCGCGGGGAGUUGCAGCUAUAGCCAUGCCCUCUUUCCGGCAGGUUGGGGAGAAGCAGCUUCCCCAAGAAAUAAUCUUCAUGGCCUGGUCUCCCAAGAGGGAUCUGAUUGCCCUUGCGAACAAAGUUGGAGAGGUUUUACUUCAUCGACUGGCAAACUUUCAGCGAGUCUGGAGUUUGCCCCCGAGUGGAACCACGGGGAAAGAAGUGACAGCCCUUGCGUGGAGGCCAGAUGGCAAAAUUUUGGCUUUUGGCCUUGCUGAUACGAAGAGAGUUAUCCUGUGUGAUGUAGAGAAGCCAGAAAGCCUGCAUUCGUUUUCUGUGGAAGCUCCAGUCACUUAUAUGCAUUGGAUGGAAGUAACGGAAGAAAGCAGUGUUCUCACUUCAUUUUAUAAUGCUGAGGAUGAGUCAAACCUUCUUCUUCCUAAACUACCUGCACUGCCAAAGAACUACAGUACCACCGCAAAAAUUUUUAGUGAAGAAAAAUCAGAUGAAAUUAUGAAACUCAUGGGCGAUGUCAGGCUGAAUGCUCUCGUUCUUGGGAGCAGUUCUGGCUUUAUUGAAAUUUACGCUUAUGGGAUGUAUAAGAUUGCCACAGUAACGGGGGUGGCUGGCUCUUGCCUUGCUUUAUGCCUGUCGAGUGACUUGAAAUCGUUAUCCAUUAUUACCAAAGUAGAAGUUUCUCCAGAGAGCGAGCCGGAAAUAACAUACUUCCAGUUCGACACCAGUCUGCUAUCAACAUAUUUGCCUGAAGUGACUCGAAUGGCUCGGAAGUUUACACACAUUUCAACUCUUCUGCAGUAUAUCAAGCUGUCACUGACGUGUAUGUGUGAAGCUUGGGAAGAAAUACUAAUGCAGAUGGAUUCACGGCUGACUAAAUUUGUACAGGAAAAAGACACAGCCACAUCUGUGCAAGAUGAAUUCAUGCAGUUAUUGUUGUGGGGUAAGGCAAGCCUUGAACUUCAGGGUUUGCUAAUGAGUCAGCUAACAGUGAAGGGCUUAAAAAAACUUGGCCAAUCCAUGGAGUCCUCGUAUUCCAGCAUCCAAAAGCUUGUCAUAAGUCAUCUGCAAAGUGGCUCUGAGGCCUUGCUGUACCAUUUAAGUGAAUUGAAAGGAAUGGCAUCAUGGAAACAAAAAUAUGAAUCUCUUGGAUUGGAUGCAGUAGGAAUAGAAGAAGCGAUUACCGCCGUGGGCUCUUUCAUCCUGAAAACAAAUGAGUUGCUUCAAGUUAUAGACAGCAGCAUGAAAAAUUUCAAAGCUUUUUUCCGGUGGCUAUACGUAGCCAUGCUGAGGAUGUCGGAAGAUCACGUCCCUCCAGAGCUGAACAAGAUGACUCAGAAAGAUAUCACUUUUGUUGCUGAUUUUCUUACUGAACACUUCAAUGAGGCACCUGAACUCUAUGACCGUAAAGGGAAAUACUUCAAUGUGGAAAGAGUUGGCCAGUAUUUGAAAGAUGAAGAUGAUGAUCUCGUGUCCCCGCCUAACACAGAAGGAAACCAGUGGUUUAACUUCCUGCAAAAUGGCAGCCACCUUAAAGAAAGCCCUUUAUUGUUUCCAUACCAUCCUCAGAAGUCACUACAUUUCGUAAAACGACGAAUGGAGGGAAUCAUUGAUCAGUGUCUACAGAAGCCAGCUGAUGUGAUUGGAAAAUCUAUACACCAAGCAGUUUGUGUGCCCUUAUAUAAAGCGUCACGAAGUGAGGAUUCAACACCUCAUCUCUUCAAGUUGCCCUUUCUAUGGAAUGAUAAAACAUCGAAUUUGCAUUAUGUUUUGUUUACGAUGUUGGAAAACUCCCUUUCUAAAAUGUAUAUAUUGAAGAGGCAUACAGAUAUUUCAAGGUCUGCUAACAAUGAAAUACUUGCCAUUGAUUUUGGAAGCUUCCUGAACAGUAUUAAUGAAAGCUCGGGUACAAGCUUCUACAGUUGUCUCGAUGCCCACUUCUACGAUAAUGAGACCAUAACCGUUGUCCUCGCAGAGAAUUCCGAGCAAGAAGGGAAGGAAAGAAUUUUGGCCCAACUGCCUCUGUCAUCUGUAUAUGUGGAGGACCCCCAGGAAAUAGCAUUUACCUGGAAUUCUGACCAAAGGUUGGAUGAGCAAGCUGAUAACGUUCCAACCCAUACUGUCAGCAUACAGAGUCAGUGGCGGGUGCUGGAGAACAUGAAAGCCCAGUUUGUGGCCGUGAAUGGCAUUCGGAAAGUUUCUUGUGUGCUGAGUUCAAACCUCCGGCACGUGCGAGUGUUCGAAAUGGACGUGGAAGAUGAUGGAGAAGCCGAAGAGGAGGAGGAGGAAGAAUCAGCUCAGCACGGGGAAGCAGAGCAGGAGGAGCUCAGCCAGUCUGCAGACAUUCCCUACAACAGUGUUUGUGUGGCUGCUGCCAAGCAAGCAGAUGGAGCAGAAGAACGUGAAUCAAGCCUGGAUACCUGAGGAGCAACGUUCAUUUUCAUGCUUUGCCACACAGAGAGAAGUUGGCUUUUCAGACUUUUCUUCUUUUAAAAAAAAUUGUUUUCCAAAUCUCUUAUUUCUUGUGUGACAGCUGCAUUACCUGAGUAAAUGCAGGGAAAGACAAAAGCCGCCUUCCUCCUGUUCAUUGUGCAAAAGCGUUUUGCUGCUUUCUGUCUCCUGCAGUGCGGAGCCCCCGCGUCUCCUCCCUGUCGCCGCUGCUUCCUCCUUCCUCCCUUUUCUCCUCUUUCCCUGCCAUGUUCACAUUUCUUGCCUUCGGUGCCACCUGUGUGUGACGAUCAUGGAUAGUUGCCUCUUGCUUCUUGAAAGAAACUGCACAAGAGGGAAUUCUGUCUUGUUUUCAGUUAGUGUAUUUUGUAUUGGAUGAUAAAUUAAAAAGAGAUUAUUUUUCUGCA